AUGGAAAAACAUAGAGAAUAUUAUGUCAAAGAAUUUGACAUUGAAUUAUCAAAUACUGGAGAAAUCUCUCAAAUCCAAUAUUUUUGUAAUUCCGAAAACGAGCCAAUUUAUUUUCCAGAUAGAACCUUAGCCGCUUUGUUUCAUGUUAAUUUGUCAACUCUUCGUGGAAGAUUUAAUCGUCUAACCAAAAAAUAUCAAGGUUUCCGUUUGUUAAUAUCCGAAAAAUCAAAAACUCGUUUAAGUUCAUUUCAUUCUAUAAAUUGGUCAAAAUCAGUUCAAAAUAAUAAUAAUAAUAAUAAUAACGAAUUAAUUAACAAUAAUCAAUUAAAAAAUUGCUCUCAAUCAUCAAUAAUACAAUUAAAUAAUAAUAAUAAUAAUAAUAUUAAUAAUAUUAAUAACAAUAACAAUAAUAUUAAUAAUAUUUUGACAAAUCAACAAAAUUCUAAUUUUAAUAUUGGAAUUACAUCUGAUUUUAAUACAAAAUUGAGUAAUAAUAAUAAUAACAAUAAUAAUAUUGUUAAUAAUAAUAAUAAUAAUAAUAAUAAUAAUAAUAAUAAUAAUAAUAAUAAUAAUAAUAAUAAUAAUAAUUUUCAACAAUCACCACCAUCACCAAUAUCUUCACCAAAUUUAAAUGGUAACUCUUCACCACUUCAUGGAUUGGUCGCAUUAAAUCAUGUUAAAUUGGUAAAUGUUGCAUUGGGUGAAUGGAUUGCAAAUAAUCAUGAAAGAUUGGGUACAAAUAUUUCAUAUAUUGAAGAGAAUUUUAUUAAGUCCGAUAUUCCAUACAUUAGACAAGGUGAUAAGAUUAUUAUUCAAGUUACACAAAAAGAAGAUUUAAAUCCACCCUUCCCAGGUUCAAAUAAUUUCUUUCAACCAUAUUUUCCAAGACCAUUCUCACCAUCUUCAAAUAGUUCAACACCAUCAUUAUGCUCACCUGGUUCAUCAAAUGUAAAUAACAAUAACAAUAAUAUUAAUAAUAAUAAUUCAAAUAUGAAUAUUAGUACCUUAUCAUUAUCAUCUCCAAUUCCAAGUGCUUCUUCAACUCCAACUUCUUUAAGUAUUCAACCAUCACCAUUUGGUACUCAUUUUAAUUUUAAUAGUUCAAGCUUAUUACAUAAUUCAUCAUCUUCAACGAAUAGUUCUGCCAUUUCAUCUCCAACAUCUACACUUACAUCAGAUGAUUCAUCAUCAUCUUCUUCUUCUUCAUCAUCGACAUCGUCAUCAUCAUCAUCAUCAUCUUCAUCAACAUAUAACAAUAAUUCACAAAAUAGAGGUAACCAAAAUAUUACAUCAUCUCAAACCUUAUUCCAAUUGUCACAAGGACAAUCGAUACCAACUAAUCAACCAUUAUACAAUCAAUACUUUAAUUAUCAAACAACAACUGCACCAGUCACUGGUAAUCAACAAAAUAGUAGACAAACUCCAAUUCCUACAUUCAAUAGUUAUUCAAAUCCAACUCCAUCCAAUGAAAAAAAGGCAUCGCCAUACUCUACCCAACAAGAUUAUACAUCUCCUGAUAUUUUCAGUUCUGAUUCUGAUUAUAAGUCCCAAUCAUCAUCAUAUGAUAGUCCAACUGUUCCUUCUUCUCCAAUGGGUUCAAUUUAUGAUGAAAAUGAUUUCGAUACUAAAAUAAAUGAAAAUAAUAAUAAUAAUAAUAAUAAUAAUAACUCUAAUAAUAAUAAUAAUAAUAAUAAUAAUAAUAAUAAUAAUAACAAUAAUAAUAAUAAUAAUAAUAAUAAUAAUUCUAAUAAUAAUAAUAAUAACAACAAUAAUAAUACCAAUAAUAAUAACAAUAAUAAUAAUAAUAAUAAUAGUAAUAGCAAUAAUAAUAAUUCAAAUUCAAAUUCAAAUAUUAGUCCACAAAAAAAACCAACUUUUGAAGAAUUAAAUUAUAUAACUUAUUUAAAUAUGGCAAGUAGAGCAUCCUUGAAUAGCCAAUCAUCGAGUUAUUACAGUUUCAACAGUUUUAACAACAAUAAUAACAACUAUGGUAAUAGUAGAACCACUACAACUUCUACAUCUGUAAAUAAUAAUAAUAAAAAAAGGUUAGCAACCGAAUACCCUUUGGACGAAAGAUACAGUACCUCAAUCAAUACCUUUGUAAAUAACCAACAACAAAUUGUUAAACCUGAACCUUUUUCAUUUUUUAAGCCAUCGGCAACCGUUAAUGGUUUUGUUAAUAAUCAAGCACCUUUUAAUAUUCAACAAUCUCAACAAUCAAUUACUUAUCCGCCACAAUUUUAUAAUGCAAAUUCAAAUAUUAAUAUGUUAAAUAUAAAUAAUUUAAAUAAUAGUAUAUUAUCAAAACAUAUGCAACAACAAUAUCAUCCAUCACAAACCAAACCAAAUAAUAUUCCACCACCACCAACAACAACCACAACAACUACAACAACAAGAUCAACAACCCCAACUUUUCAAAAUAAUAAUAAUAACAAUAACAAUAACAAUAAUAACAAUAAUAAUAACAAUAUAAAUUCAAAUUUCAGUUAUGGUUUUAAUAUUGAUAGUGAUUGUGAUAUUGAUUUUGAAAAAAAGAUUGAAAAUUUAAAUAAUAAUAACAACUCAUCAUCAUUAUCAACAUCACCAUCACCAACAACUACUACAAUUUCACCAGUUUCAUCACCAACAAAAAAACAAAAAACUGUAAACAAUGUUUGUUGUUCAAUUGAAGGUGGCGAAAGUAAAACAAUUGAUCUUUCAAGUGUUGCCGAUUUUAAUGAAUUAAAAAAACAAAUAUCACAAUCAUUCAAAAUGAUGUCUUUUUCAAUGUCAUUUGUUUCUCAAAAACAACAAAAACAAAUUACAACUCCAUUAAUCAAUAGUAAUUCAGAUUUCGAUUUGGGUAAUGAAAAUUGGAAUGAGUUCAUUGUAAAGGUUGAAAAAAUAUGUAUUAGACCAGUUAAUACUACCCCAGAAAUUAGAAAUUUAAUUAAUUUUUGUUAA
Molecule: messenger RNA, 2943 nt
Organism: Dictyostelium discoideum AX4
Lineage: Eukaryota; Evosea; Eumycetozoa; Dictyosteliales; Dictyosteliaceae
Exons: 2
Coding region: 1-2943 (980 amino acids)
Source: RefSeq, a predicted model, not a curated record